AUGAACUGCUGUUGCUCGCGCAUCAUCGCCACGAGCGAGGCGAACAUCUGCUGCACGCUGUCCGCGUGCUGCAUCGCUGCUUCAUUCAUGUUUGCGCCUACGCUAGCCACGCACUCCCUGGAGCGCUGCUUCCGACAAUGUCCCCCAACGAAGUCACAGACGCUCGACCUGGAGAUCUGCUUCCGACAAGUACCAACCACUUGCUCCAGUGCCCCGAAGGAAGCAACUGGUGCAAUUCCGUCCGGCGCUAGCUCGAGCCCGCCUCGGAGCACAAAGACUCCUACUACUAAACUCGUAACGGCCACCGACGCAGAUGUUACACUCGGCUGCGCACUGUUUGCAAGUGACAGCCGAGGCGACAAGCGGAAGAUCGAGGUGGGUGCCGCGUAUGGACACGCGGAAAAAGAAAAGGAGCGAGCUCGGCGAAAAUGGAGGCCCCGUCGGCGACGAGCGGACGAGGCUGCGGACAAGGUCACGCACGCGGCGCACCCGGAGAAGUUGAACGGCGAGAGGUACAGGUGCAGCACACCGAAGAACGGAUGCGAGGAAGACGGCGUGCGCAACGGCAACGCGGGACGGACUAGGCUGGACGGCGUGCACACCGGCGACGCGUGGCGGCACUGGAACUGGAACCGGAACUGGACUGAAGCGCGCGUCGGCUUCGCAAGUGCUACCAAGUAUCAUUACAUCCUUGGUACUCACUCGUAA
Molecule: messenger RNA, 708 nt
Organism: Phytophthora sojae
Lineage: Eukaryota; Oomycota; Peronosporomycetes; Peronosporales; Peronosporaceae
Exons: 4
Coding region: 1-708 (235 amino acids)
Source: RefSeq, a predicted model, not a curated record